AUGGCGUUGAAAGCCAGAGCGCUUUACAACUUCCAGAGCGAAAACAAAGAGGAGAUCAGCAUCCAGGAGAACGAGGAGCUCAUCAUCUUCAGCGAGAACUCUCUGGACGGGUGGUUACAGGGCCAAAAUAGCCGUGGGGAGACCGGCCUCUUCCCUGCUUCCUACGUCGAGAUCCUCCGCUCCCGGUCAGGCUCCAACUACACGGACUAUUCCAGCAGCCCGGUCGGCUCCCCCGGGCACGAUUCCUCCUUGUAUUCAGCAUCCCCCAAUCCUGGCAUCUCCUACCAGGGCAGUUUUGAGGACGAUGAUGACGAUGAUUGGGACGACUGGGACGAUGCGUGCACGGUGGUGGAGGAGCCCCGGAGCGUGCCGGGCACCAAUGGGCACCCCUCGCCCAGCCUGCAGUACCCGGCGGCCUAUGGCCACCACCAGCACGCUGGGUACCGGCCCAAGCCGGCGCUGGAGAGGCAGGACAGCAUGAGCUCCUCCAAGAGGGGCAGCGUGGUGGGGAGAAACCUCAACCGCUUCUCCUGCUUCGUUCGCUCCGGGGUGGAAGCCUUCAUCCUGGGUGACGUGCCCUUGAUGUCCAAGAUCUCCGAGACCUACUGCAUCGAGAUGGGCUCCAGAGGCCCGCAGUGGAAGGCCAACCCCAACCCCUUCAUCUGCUCCGUGGAGGACCCCACCAAGCAAACCAAGUUCAAGGGCAUCAAGAGCUACAUCUCCUACAAGCUGACCCCCAGCAACAUCAACUCGCCCGUGUACCGGCGGUACAAGCACUUCGACUGGCUCUACAACCGCCUGCUGCACAAGUUCACGGUGAUCUCGGUGCCCCACCUGCCCGAGAAGCAGGCCACCGGCCGCUUCGAGGAGGACUUCAUCGAGAAGCGCAAGAGGCGGCUGAUCCUCUGGAUGGAGCACAUGACCAGCCACCCUGUCCUCUCCCAGUACGAGGGCUUCCAGCACUUCCUCUGCUGCCGCGACGAGAAGCAGUGGAAGCUGGGCAAACGCCGGGCAGAGAAGGACGAGAUGGUGGGCGCCAGCUUCCUCCUCACCAUCCAGAUUCCCACGGAGCACCAGGACCUGCAGGACGUGGAGGACCGUGUGGAUGCUUUCAAGGCCUUCAGCAAGAAAAUGGAUGACAGCGUCCUGCAGCUGACCAACGUGGCGUCGGAGCUGGUGCGCAAGCACGUGGGGGGCUUCCGGAAGGAGUUCCAGAAGCUGGGCAAUGCCUUCCAAGCCAUCAGCCACUCUUUCCACAUGGACCCUCCGUACAGCUUGGAUGCCCUCAAUAAUGCCAUCUCCCACACAGGCAAGACGUACGAGGCUGUGGGGGAGAUGUUCGCCGAGCAGCCCAAGAACGACCUGUUCCUCAUGCUGGACACUCUCUCCUUGUACCAAGGGCUCCUCUCCAACUUCCCUGACAUCAUCCACCUUCAGAAAGGCGCCUUCGCCAAGGUGAAGGAGAGCCAGCGGAUGAGCGACGAGGGCAGGAUGGACCAGGAGGAGGCGGACGGGAUCCGCAAGCGCUGCCGCGUGGUGGGCUUCGCCCUGCAGGCUGAGAUGAACCACUUCCACGAGCGGCGCGUGGCCGACUUCAAGAGGAUGAUGCAGUCCUACCUGAGGCAGCAGAUCGUCUUCUACCAGCGCGUCAGCCAGCAGCUGGAGAAGACGCUGCGCAUGUACGACAACCUCUAAC
This is a messenger RNA of Cinclus cinclus, 1696 nucleotides long. RefSeq names its product sorting nexin 33 (gene SNX33). The record is from RefSeq and is a predicted model, not a curated record. Gene Ontology annotation, cellular component: plasma membrane; cytoplasmic vesicle. The coding region runs from base 1 to 1695 and encodes 564 amino acids. Gene Ontology annotation, biological process: cleavage furrow formation; mitotic cytokinesis; intracellular protein transport. The transcript is spliced from 2 exons. Gene Ontology annotation, molecular function: protein binding; phosphatidylinositol binding. NCBI's taxonomy places the organism in Eukaryota, Metazoa, Chordata, Aves, Passeriformes, Cinclidae.